CGAACUGUUUGUUAUUAUUUACGUUUUCUCACUGUUUUGUGAUUGAUUUUCGGUGAUUUUUGGACGUAGUUUCUCGCGAUUUGAGUCAUCAAAUAAUUAAGAUAAUCGUGAUUAGUUUUUCCCCCAAAUGUGAAGAUGUCACCCAGCUCCUGUCUAACGUGUACGAAAGAUACGGUACCGGAUGAGUUCAUCUAUAUCGGGAGCACCGGAACGGCACGGGAUGCCGUGGUCAAACAUUUCUGGUUCAAUGAAGACGAAAGUACCAACGCGGCUCUUUGCCAGCUGUGCUGGAAGAAAAUCGACGAGUUCCAUCAAUUUUACUGCGAAAUCGAAAGGAUACACUCUCUGGAAAGCAGCCACCCGCUCCAGUUGUUGGAAAUCAAACAGGAACAAGAGUUUGCCGAAGUGCUAAAUAUGGAAAUCAAAAACGAGUUAGGUGUAGAGUUCGACGAUGGCGAAGCCACGAACUCGAGUAGAAUCGAAGAACUUGGUGAUCAAGUUACGAAUGAAAGUCGGGCUGACGAUAGUGACGAAUCGGACGAGUACUGUCCAAGUGAAAAGGAGGACCAUGAAGAAUCUGACCAAGACGAUGUACCCCUAGAUAGGAGAAAAGCUCGUAAAAAGCCCACCACCUUGAGGGCGGACAUCCUGGCCAAGGUGGACAAGUACGCUGCGCAGCACGUUACCUUGGAGUGUAGCUUUUGCGCGGUGAAAUUCCCCACCUUCGAUCGAUUGCAGACGCAUUCCAAGAAGGCUCACAAGAAGCAAACGACCGUCCUAUGUUGUCGGAAGAAAUUCUGCCAACGGGGUCGAUUCUAUGAUCACAUUCGCGUCCACCUGAACCCGGACCAGUUCCAGUGCGACAAAUGCGACAAGCGAUGUCCUAGUUCGGAAGCUCUGAAGAGUCACGUGGACAUCAAGCAUGCCGCCGCGAAGAGCUUCCAGUGCGAAGAGUGCCCUAAGCGGUUUGCACUGAAAAGUUUGGUCGUUGCACACGUGAAGAAGUGUCAUUCGGAACCUCAGAAGGACUCGGAAUCGGAAGAAGGCGAAGAUGAAGCGGAGUCGGAUGAAGCGAAGGCGCAAGCGCUCAAAGACGAAGAGUUCAUCCUGGCAAACAUCGCACUCGAAUGUCACGUUUGCAGCCUGAAGCAUAGCACGUAUCAGGACUUUCUCAAACAUUCCCAGGCAGCUCACGGCGAACACGCGGCCGUCUACUGCUGUAACUAUAAGCUAACCAGGAAGCCCCGAAUCAUCGACCACAUUAUGUACCACAAGGAUCCGUCGCGGUACCGAUGCGACAUUUGCUCGAAGCAGUUCAAGCACAGCAUAGCGCUAAACCGGCACAAGGGCAUGAAGCACACCCAAGAGGAAGCCAAAACGUUCCAGUGCAGCAUGUGCCCGAAGGCGUUCGCCGAGCGACAGUUUUUGCACGUGCACGAAAAGUACCACCGCAAGAUGAGCGAGAAGAACUUCCGGUGCGAGUUCUGCGACAAGUACUUCGCCUUCGAGUCGAUGCUGAAGCAACACGAGCGCCUGGUACACACCAAGGAGUGUCACUUUGUGUGCCACAUUUGCGCCCGGGGCUUCCAGGCGCUGUCGUCGUACUCGUCGCAUUUGGCGUCACACGACGAGGAAGCCAAGAAGGAGAAACCACCGGAGGAGCGGCUGCAGUGCUCCGUUUGCAGUAUAUGGGUGAACAAGCAGAACUACCGGAAGCACCUGCUCCUCCACUCGGGCACCCAAAAGUGCGACGUCUGUGGGCAAGAGUGCAAAAACGUUAUGGCCCUACGGUACCACAAGGCGCAACAUCGGCGGGGUGACUGCAGUUGUUCCGUGUGUGGGAAAACGUUCAAACGGAAGUUCUCGCUCAAGGAACACAUGGCGUCGCAUACGGGUGAAGUGCUGUAUCAUUGCGAUUUUUGUACUAGGACGUUCAAUUCGUCCGCCAAUCGGGCCUCCCAUCGAAAGAAGAUGCACCCGAAGGAGUGGCUGGAGGAUAAACUGCGGAAAAAUCCGAACAUGCUGAAGGAUGGACAACAGUAGGUUGCGUGCGAGCAGGCGGGAGAUACAAUAUGAUGUAGGUUUGUGGCGGUAGAGGUGUAGAGAAUUUAAAAUGAUGAAAUAUAUCACUUGAUCCAAUCACAAAA
Molecule: messenger RNA, 2147 nt
Organism: Aedes albopictus (Asian tiger mosquito)
Lineage: Eukaryota; Metazoa; Arthropoda; Insecta; Diptera; Culicidae
Product: zinc finger protein 728
Exons: 3
Coding region: 136-2043 (635 amino acids)
Cellular component (GO): nucleus
Molecular function (GO): zinc ion binding
Source: RefSeq, a predicted model, not a curated record